Camelina sativa (false flax) is the source of this 3137-nucleotide messenger RNA. The record is from RefSeq and is a predicted model, not a curated record. NCBI's taxonomy places the organism in Eukaryota, Viridiplantae, Streptophyta, Magnoliopsida, Brassicales, Brassicaceae.
AUUCCUCACACUGGAUCUAUUCCAUCUCCGGCGGCUUCCCAAAUGAGCAAUAUGUCCAACCCCAACAAAUCUAUCAAAUUUAUUGGAGGUCGUGAUAGGGGCAGAAAAAUAAAAGGCCUCAAGAUUUCUCCUGGCCAGCAUGGUUCUGGAAAUCCGUGGUCUCUAUUUGAAGAUCAGGCGCUUGUUGUCCUGGUGCAUGAUAUGGGCCCUAACUGGGAGCUCAUUAGUGAUGCCAUGAACAGCACUCUUAAAAUUAAGUGUAUAUAUCGCAAUCCAACUGAGUGCAAGGAGCGUCAUAAGAUUCUGAUGGAUAAGAAUGUUGGUGAUGGAGCUGAUAGUGCUGAAGAUUCAGGGAAUUCUCAGUCUUAUCCAUCUACUUUGCCUGGCAUCCCAAAGGGAAGUGCGAGACAGUUGUUUCAACGACUGCAAGGGCCAAUGGAGGAAGAUACCCUGAAGUCUCAUUUUGAGAAGAUUUGUUUGAUUGGGAAGAAGUUACAUUAUAAAAAGACACAGAAUGAUGGUCGGGAUCCCAAACAAAUAGUACCAGUUCACAAUUCACAAGUCAUGGCUCUUUCUCAAGUAUUCCCGAAUAAUCUGAAUGGAGGUGUUCUUACGCCCCUUGAUGUCUGUGAUGCAUCAACUUCAGGUCAAGAUGUAUUUUCACUUGAAAAUCCAGGUCUUCCAAUGUUGAAUCAGGGAACGCCAGUGCUCCCUACUUCUGGAGCACAUCCAUCCACUCCUGGAUCAUCUGGUGUGGUUCUCAGCAACAAUUUGCCAACCACAUCUGGCCUCCAGAGUGCUUCUGUCAGGGAUGGUAGAUUCAACGUUCCUAGAGGGUCUUUGCCACUUGAUGAACAACACCGACUACAACAAUUUAACCAGAUGUUAUCCGGUAGAAACCUGCAGCAACCUUCCUUAUCAACUCCUGGAGCUGUCUCAGGAGCCGAUCGUGGACAUCGCAUGGUUCCUGGUGGAAAUGCUAUGGGUGCAAGUGGAAUGAACAGAAGCACACCCAUGUCAAGGCCUGGUUUUCAAGGGAUGGGCUCCUCAGCAAUGCCAAAUACUGGUAGUAUGCUUUCCUCUGGUAUGGUAGGAAUUCCAAACACUGGAAAUAUUCAUUCCGGAGGAGGAGCUUCUCCAGGAAACUCCAUGCUCAGGCCUCGUGAAGCUGUGCAGCAUAUGAUGCGGAUGCAGGGUGCUCAAGGGACCAGUCCGGGGAUCCCAGCUUUCGGUGCUUUGAGUUCUGGAUUUACCAACCAGACAACUCCUGUUCAGGCGUACCCAGGCCAUCUUUCCCAGCAGCAUCAGAUGUCACCGCAGUCACAUGUGCUUGGCAACUCGCAUCAUCCUCAUCUCCAAAGCCCAAGUCAAGCUACUGGGGCACAGCAGGAAGCAUUUGCUAUCCGUCAAAGGCAAAUACACCAGAGGUUUUUGCAGCAACAGCAACAGCAACAGUUUCCAACAUCUGGUACUAUGAUGCCACAUGUACAACAACCUCAGGGCUCUUCUGUUUCUUCUUCUCCACAAAACAGUCCUCAGACUCAACCACCCGUUUCGCCCCAGCCAUUAUCGAUACCCCCAGUGUCGACCUCUCCUAAUAUUAAUGCUUUGGCACAACAGAACCCUCAAAAAUCUCAGUUGCCGCUUCAUGGUCUAGGUAGGAGUCCUCAGUCUGGUGCUUCCGGAGUGAACAAUCAAGCUGGAAAACAACGGCAGCGACAACUUCAGCAACAGUCUGCGAGACAACAUCCACACCAGCGGCAGCCAACACAAGGUCAACAGCAGAGUAAACAAUUGAAGGGGAUGGGUAGAGGCAACAUGAUCCAUCAGAACAUCACUGUUGAUCAGUCACACCUGAAUGGUCUCACCAUGGCCCCAGGAAAUCAGGCUACCGAAAAAGGAGAGCCAGCGGUUGCAGUUAGGCCAGAUCAGCAGUCUAACGCUGGGACUACUACUAGCACGCAUCUGCCAUCUAAACCAUUUGUUCCUCCCUUGUCUUCAAAUCAUUCACAGCAACUGCCAAAAGCUUUCCCUGGUACUUCGUCUCCGUCCCAACAACAGAUGCAAUUACAUUCAGAAAAUAGCAUCCAAAGCCAGAGCUCACCUGCGACCCCAUGUAACACCUUAUCCACCUCUAGUCCGUCAGUUACACCUUCUAACCAUCAGCAUUUGUUGCUACACCAAAAGCAGCGUAAUCAAGUGCAAUCAACAGCUCAGCGAGUUAUUCAUCAUAAUCAUCUAGGGAACUCUGAGUUAUCAAAGAAGUCCCAAGCUGAACGUAUGCCACGUGUUCCGCAGUCUGUCACCAAUACCACCCAAACUACUAGUAUGGGUACGACGAAGGGUAUGCCUCCAGCGAGUCAUGAUUCGAAAAACGUAAAAGCAGUUGGUUCUACUGCGGUGCCUGCUUUGGAAUCUCCAUCUAGUGCUGCCUCUGUGCAAAGCACAGCUUCUAAAGUAGUAAACAGUUCCAAUACAGAUUCAGCUGGGAAUGAUCCAGUAACAACAACGAACCAAGGACUAGCUCAAAAGCAUGUAUCUGGUGGCUUGCUGAGUCACGGGAUAAAGGCUGUGACACAGAAACAACAGUCUCUACCUUCAGAAGAAAAGAGACCGAAGUUGUCAGAGAAGCUGAGUGUACAAAAUCAGAAACACCUUGCUUCUGAGCAGCAGCAGCAGCCUCAAUUAGAAGAAUCACAAGAAGUAUCAUCUUCGAAGCCUCCUGAUACAAAAGUGGAAUGAGAGGCAUAACAGAUGAUGAACCUAGAAUCUUGAGUAGCUGUAGACCCUGCAAAGGCUUAAUAGGGAAGAAGAUGGUGGAUAGGAUAAAAAAUUCAUGCAGGUCUUUUUGCCUCUUUUGAACACAGAGAGAGAGAAGGUAUAUCAUAAUGUAAAUUACCACUUGCAUCAUAGAGAAGUAGUCUCUUCCGUCCUUCUUCUUCUUCCCAUCUUUUGGUUUGGGAGAGAGUAGAAACAGUUUAUAAUGUUAUGUACAGAAAAGUCUCUACUCCUCCACCCACUUUUUUUUUUGUUUCCCCCCCCUUUUCCUCUAACUUCUCUUGUAGGUUUAGGUUAAUUUGAUGAUGUAUCAUUGUUCUGUCUCUUUAAUCUCUUAUGGUUAAAAAAAAAAGUUCACA